This is a messenger RNA of Sinocyclocheilus anshuiensis, 2118 nucleotides long. Its product is annotated as protein unc-93 homolog B1-like. The transcript is spliced from 13 exons. The coding region runs from base 223 to 2100 and encodes 625 amino acids. Gene Ontology annotation, cellular component: endosome; lysosome. Lineage: Eukaryota; Metazoa; Chordata; Actinopteri; Cypriniformes; Cyprinidae. Gene Ontology annotation, molecular function: Toll-like receptor binding. The record is from RefSeq and is a predicted model, not a curated record. Gene Ontology annotation, biological process: intracellular protein transport; toll-like receptor 9 signaling pathway; toll-like receptor 7 signaling pathway.
CUAGGGUGAAAACUUUCAUUUCCUUCUUUGUUUUCUUAAUAAAACCUACACGCAACUGUUCAUGAGGCGAAAGUUUCAUUAGAGCCUCGAUUAGAAUCUUAACGUUAGGUUUUAAUCUUUCAAGACUUUGCAGCCUUUGCCACUAACGUUAUAGCGUUCAUCGUCUCCACUUUGUGAUCUACCUGCAUUACUGUUGUGGUCAGAGAGCAGUGCGGCCGCCAGAUGGCAGCAGUGAUCACUGAAGAUAACGUGUACAGCGAGGCUGAAGUGAACGGUGCGCCCCCUGCUGAUGGAGAUGAUCAAGUGCAGCUGCGCGGUCCUGAGGGAAACAUUCAGGGACAGGUGGAGGAGUUUCUCGGCCCACAUCCUGACUACGAUGAGGAGGAGGAGGAGCGCAAGUACUACAGACGAAAGAGGCUGGGUGUAGUGAAGAAUGCGUUGGGGGCCAGUUGCGGAGGAAUGAUCAUCUACAGUGUUUACAUGGGUCUGUUACAGAUGCAGUUAAUUUUGCACUACGAUGAGACCUACCGAGAGGUCAAGUAUGGCACUUUAGGGCUGGAGGAUAUCGACAACAAAAUGCUGAUGGGCAUCAACGUUACACCUAUUGUCGGCCUGCUCUACACGCCGGUGCUCAUUAGAUUUCUUGGCACUAAAUGGAUGAUGUUCCUGGCAUCAGGCAUCUAUGCUCUCUUUGUUUCAACCAAUUACUGGGAGCGAUACUACACUCUUGUACCGUCAGCUGUGGCCAUUGGUGUUGUCAUUGUUCCUCUUUGGGCAUCACUGGGAAACUACAUCACCAGAAUGGCCCAGCAGUAUUAUGAGUACGUGAACUACAAGGACGAACAUGUCCAGGAGCAGAAGAAGCCCCCCAAAGGAGCCUUCCAUUCUUACAUCAUAAUUUUCCAGUCCGUCUUCUACAUUGUUUUCCAUCUGAGUUACGUGUUUGCCGAGUUCCCCAUGGUGCUGUUCCUCAAUAACUAUCUGAAUGAUUACAAACACACUCUCUUCAAAGUCACACAGUGUGGAGCCUCAGGCAAAGGGGUGAUAGAGAAUUUAAAUAAGACAGUUUUGCACAGCUUGCCUCGCUCUCUGUUGCUCAUCGAGGUCGAGAGUGUGCUCAUGGGAGCAGCCUUCCUCGCCAUGCUCAUCUUCCUGGUGUUGUGUGGAGCUGCAUAUCGGCCCACAGAGGAAAUUGACCUUCGCAGUAUUGGCUGGGGGAACAUCUUCCAGCUGCCCUUCAAGCACUUACGAGACUACCGUCUCCGUCUGCUCUGUCCGUUCUUUGUCUACUCUGGUUUUGAAAUGCUCUUCGCCGUCCAGGGACUCAUACUGUCAUAUGGAGUGUGUGCAGUAGGGAUGGAGAAGCUGUGGUUGUUAGUUAUGGUGUAUGGUUUGUCAUCCUCCAUCUGUUCGGGCCUGUCCCUGACGCUGCUGCGAUUGCCCAGGCCGAUUAUUCUUCUGGUGGGCGCCUUCGUGCACUUUGUGCUAAUCAUAACCCUUAUGUGCUGGUCGCCCCAACCACAAACACCUAGCUAUCUUCCAUAUCUGUUGGUGCUCUCCGCCCUGUGGGGUCUGGGAACUGCGCUCAACAAGACUGGACUGAGCACUCUGCUGGGGAUGCUGUAUGAAGACAAGGAGCGACUAGACUUUGUUUUUACUAUCUAUCAUUGGUGGCAGGCCAUUGCAAUCUUCAUCGUCUAUCUUUGGUCUGCAAUGCCUAUGCGGGCUAAGCUUGGACUCCUGUUGUUGACUCUCAUAGUGGCAUGUUUCUGCUACGUGCAAAUGGAGCGUCGCCUGGCGAAGAAAAUUCCGUUCAGGUUGCCACGGAUUCCCCGUCCACGACACAAGGUCAAAGGUUACCGAUACCUUGAGGAAGAAGAUUCUGAUGAAUCCGACACAGAUCUGAGUGAUGCUGAUGAUGAUGAGAAAGAUGAGGAUGAGAGAGGGUUAGUUGAGGAGGACAGAAAUACAGACGUCGAUUCCCAGGGUUCACCAGGACCGGAGAGGAGCAGGGUUAGGGACCGCAGGAGGAAACACGACAACGCUGCCUACGAACAGGCAGGAGAGAGAGAGGACUAUGUCCAACACAUAAGGGACUAGAAAAGGAGAGGUGAAAAG